CCCAGGGUCGAAAGGUGAUCUUCUGACCUGGUUUAUUCUUUUCAAAUGACAUGAAUAUGUAUAAUCUGAAUAUUGGGAAUGACACUGAAGUUGAUCAAAAUUCGGUUUUGGUUCAAGUAUUUUGUGUGGUUGUUCAUGCUAGGAUUCUAAAGAUCUUGCAGCAGUUGCUUCCUCUGCUUUCAGUGAUUAUUGUCAUCAAACUUAAGCAAGCGGAGUGACCUUUCAGCUUUGGUGACGUGGCACCAAUGACUACUUUUUGACCCCAGUAAGUUUGUUCUUUAGUAGUGUCACUUUUCUUCAACUUCAUCCUAAGCUCAUGCAUUGUUUGACAUCUAACUACUACCUGGCUUAGCUUGAGAGCAUGAAAUCAGUAAAUGUCAUAUCAAGUAUCAUUCACCGACUUCACUGGUUCUACUCAUCAUCAUCAUGAGCUUUGUUCCAUUUUCUUGUGUUUUAAUAAUAGUAAAGAUGCUGAUAUUUUACCAAUUUGACUUGUAAAGUACAGUGACUGGUGAUGCAUUGCAGAGGAAAUAUUGAAUUGAACAUCAGCUUCAGAAAUUUCCUCAUCAAUUAAACUCAUAAUUCUUUCAUGCUUGAUUCUUCUUAUUUUUUUAUCACAGUUUGCUUUCAGAUACUACAACAAUAGCCCACCAGCUCCAAAUUUUUUGGCUAUAUCUGUUCAUACAUUCGGAGAAGCAGAUGGUGAACAAGGGGCCUUAAUUUUGGUGAGACUUCAAUAUAUGCAUCUUGCUGCAUCCUUAAGCGUUUGUCUCUGCUUUUGUUGUGGAUAAUUAUGUCAUCCAUGAGUUUGGACUUUCUAGGCAGUUGGGACAUCUCCAAGAACAUGAGGGACUCAUUUUCAAAUCAAUUCGAGAUGUCGAUGCCUCAAAGUGACUAUGGAAACAGACAUUCCACCUUAGAUCACAUCACAAAGAACUCUAUAUGCUCUCUGCUUCUCAGUUUCUCAAUGUGUGAAACCAUGUCUACUGAAUGUGAACCAAAGAAGCGUCGAUAUGACCUGAGCAUGUCUAGAAGAACAAGAAAGCCUUUUUCAUGCACUGCCAAAGAAACUGAGCUUCAGAAAAUCAGCGAUGGUGAAAACCGUGUUUCUCUGAAGGAGUUAAUGAAUGAAGGCAACGAAGGAGGGAAAGCCAAAGAGAAUGCUACUUUCGAGAUGAAGAAGAAUAUGUCCAUUGUUGUAAGGCAAGGUGAAGCCGGAGAAGGGGGAAAAAUGUCGGGAAUUAUGAGUCGGUAUACGAAAAUUUUGAGUCAUUUGAUCAAAGCCAAGAGGGAGACAAAGAAAAGAGCAAAUGUGAAACUAUUCUUGCAGCAGUAAAACAGAUUUUGCAGGUGUUGCCACUCUACUUUGUUUAUUGUAUAUUUCAAGAGUUCUUGUGAACUUUUUUUAUUUUUUAUUUUUUAUUUUUUAUUUACUAUACAUUAUUCACCAUAAUAGAGAUUCGGAACGUUACAAUGGAUUGGAAUAAGUUGUU
Dioscorea cayenensis subsp. rotundata (Guinea yam) is the source of this 1493-nucleotide messenger RNA. RefSeq lists its product as uncharacterized. The record is from RefSeq and is a predicted model, not a curated record. The coding region runs from base 794 to 1336 and encodes 180 amino acids. The transcript is spliced from 2 exons. NCBI's taxonomy places the organism in Eukaryota, Viridiplantae, Streptophyta, Magnoliopsida, Dioscoreales, Dioscoreaceae.